Molecule: messenger RNA, 585 nt
Organism: Drosophila hydei
Lineage: Eukaryota; Metazoa; Arthropoda; Insecta; Diptera; Drosophilidae
Product: NPC intracellular cholesterol transporter 2 homolog a-like
Exons: 1
Coding region: 95-547 (150 amino acids)
Biological process (GO): intracellular cholesterol transport
Molecular function (GO): sterol binding
Source: RefSeq, a predicted model, not a curated record
ACUUUUUUCAGUUGUACCCAAGGCAUUGUCGCGAGGAAACAUGCGAAGUUUCUUGUCGUCUAAGCUGAUAAUUUAAUUAAUAAAAGUAAACAUCAUGUUUAAGUUAUGUGUGCUUAUCUCGUCGCUAUUCUUGGCGCUGCAGCUGGGCUCAGCUCUAGAAUUUCAAGAUUGUGGCUCAAAGACGGGCAAAUUCACUCAAAUCACCAUCGAAGGCUGUGAUACGACAAAGGCAGAGUGUAUACUCCAUCGAAAUACCAAUGUAUCAAUAUCAAUAGACUUCACAUUGGCCGAAACAGCUACAUCAGUCAUAACCGUUGUUCACGGCAAAGUUUUGGGCAUCGAAAUUCCAUUUCCCCUUAGCAAUCCUAAUGCAUGUGUUAACAGUGGCCUCACAUGUCCGUUAGAGAAAAAUGAAUCCUAUCGCUAUACGGCGACACUCUCCGUGUUAAACAGCUAUCCAAAGGUCUCCGUACUUGUCAAAUGGGAGUUGCAGGAUCAAAACAAAAUGGAUAUCAUCUGCAUUGAAAUCCCUGCCAAAAUACAAUAAAAUGUGAUUAUUAUAAUAAAAAAAAUUAAAAAUUGCCA